GCACGUAGAGGUAAGCUAGUUGAAAUUUUCCUUCCGUAGAUGUCGCUGCAUGUAUAAUUACUCAAUGCUGGGCUUUGAAAAAGUCAAACAGUGUUUCCAAAGCGAUGAGUGGUGUUUAUGAAGGAAAAGAGCGCCAAGCAGAAAUGGGAUUGUAUUUAACGAAAAUUAUGUGAUUGAUAAAAACCCGUUAAAGCUCAAUAAGGAAGAUGCAGAAAUACAAAAUGCUGAAGAAGAUCCUUUUAGAAAACUGGCAUCCGAAUGUCUUUGAGAAAAAUAGCAGUAUCCGAGUUGCUUCAUCAAUAACUGCAGGUACUAGAAUUGGCAGAGAUUCUCAUUGGGAAGAAGCAAAACCGUUUGAGGAAAUACCUCAUCUAACCAUGCUUCCAUUUAUAGGAACUGCUUGGGCUUUUCUGCCUAUAAUAGGUCGAUACAAAAUGGAUAAACUUCAUCUAGCUCUCCGCCAUAAAAGGCAAAUUCUUGGAGAUGUCAUAAGAGAUAAGUUUGGCUCUUUCAACGGGGUGAUAUCUUUUUGCCCUGAAGAUUUGGAAACUCUUUUCAAAUACGAAGGUCCUUAUCCAAACAGAAGUGAAAUUUUCUCCAUGAAAGCGUAUAGAGAAUCUAGGAAGGAAUGGUACAAGACUACUGGUCUCAUGAUUUUAUUUGGUAUCUUGCGCCUUAAAGUGAAAUCAAAUCCUGAAGGUUUAGUUUGGUUUCGUUUAUAUGAUUUAUGGCAAAGAGCGACGUCACAUACAGUCGGGUUUCUUCUGUACAAUUUGGCUAAGAAUCCAGAUAAACAGCAGAUUCUGUUUGAAGAAAUUUCUAAAUUGCUUCCAUCGAAGGAUCUCAAGAUAACGCAAAAUGUUUUCAAUGAAUUAAAAUACUUAAAAUCGUGCAUGAAGGAAUCACAGAGGAUGAAUCCAGUAAUAGGUGGUACUGGUCGGCAAUUAGAAACGGAUGUGGUGAUUUCUGGGUACCAGGUUCCUGCUGGGACGCUUAUCGCCGUCUCUUUCCAAGAAGUCUACAGAGAUGAAAAAUAUUUCAAAAACCCCGAAUCUUUUCAUCCUGAGAGAUGGCUAGAAAGAGAAGACAAGCAUUAUCGCUAUGCCUUCGUGCCUUUCGGUUUUGGAACUCGCAGCUGCAUUGGUAGAAGACUCGCAGAACUAGAAGUCAUUUGUAUCAUCGUAGAGAUAUUGCGGAAUUUUAAAGUGGAGUACCAUCAUGAAGAUAUUGAUAUACGGGUCAGAAUGAUCAAUAUUCCAGACAGACCAAUAAGGAUAAAUUUUGUAGAGCGAUGAUAAAGGUUCACCAAGAGAUCAAGUAGAAGAACUUUACAUUUAGAUAACUACCUUAUUUAAACCAAUGCUUAAUUUCAACUAAUGGCUAAUGGAACUCCAUUACAGCAUUGCUUAAUUUUUAAAUUGAUGUCAUAAAAUUUGCUUGGCAGAACGCAGCCGUUGGUUCAGACGAUUUUUGGUAUUCUCUACUCACUAUUCGAAUAAUUUAAUGUCUGAUAAUUGCAUAUUGUAUAAAAUGUCUGGGAUUUCUUAAUCACAGAAAUAUGUUUUAACAGAAAAUGCAAUUCGUUCAACAACAUUUUUUAACAAUAUCACUGGAUUAAAUAAUAAUAAUAAAGCAAUAAAAAUUUUAAAUAAAGUAGUGAUGAGGAAAAUUUGAUGGGGUUAGAUUAAAUAGUCUUCAAACUGUAAAUGAAUAUAAUAUAAAUUUCGAUCAUUGAAACAUACUCAUUAAAUUCAGCAAUAUUAUUAACUAAUUUUAGAUUCCAUAUAAAAUUUGAAGCAAAUUUUAAUCUUCAAUUAAUAUAAAAAUAAACAUUUAUCCUAACAUACUCACAUGAACAGUGAUCGUUAAAAGAAAUCAAUUGAUGUUUAAAAAAAUUGUUCUGUUUCCUCUGUAUUGGAUGGUUUUUUAGACUGUUUACUUGUUUUUAUACAUUUUAAUUUAUUGAUCAAUAUUUUAUUAAAAAAAUUUUGCAUUUUAAUCCAAUGUCAUAUUAUUCUGAUUAAUAUUUCGUUUCAUUAUCAUUUUUCUAGAAUAGGUUUCUAAAACAAGUUUGGCCGUCUGCGGGAGGUAGUCGCCACGAGAUAGAGUUCACUUUGUAAGCAAAGAAAAUUGAUUUAACUCAAAUCGUGCGUAAUUACCGAAAACAUUAAUGACUACAUUUUUUAAUGGUUAACUUAAAUUAAAAUUAAAAAUUAAUAACAUUUUUUAAUGGUCGACUCAAAAAUUUGCAAGAAAGUCAAAAUUAUACUUCUAUAUAGCAUUUUGUGUUUCUUCAAUUUCACUACCUGUUGGAAACAGCUGCAUAGGUACACUAAUAGCCUGGUUAUUGCUGUGUCCUAAGCUCAGAAGACUCCAUAAAAGUGGACUGUUUGUACGUCCGCCAGUACGCUGUGUCUGUAACAACUAUAUCCUCGAUUAGUCUGUUUUUCUAAAUGCAGUUAAUUAAAAACUGUAAUAUUUACUUAACUAUUUACAAGCAUGUGUAAUAGUUUUCUUUCCUGCCUUGCAUUCUGAUUUUCAUCAUGGCCUCUAAAUGCUUGCCCUAAUCGUCGUAAUAACUUUAUAGUAGAUAUAAUUCUUUUCAAAACUUUUUUUCUUUGCAAUAAAUCAAAAUCGAUCCUAUUUGAUAUAUUUUCUUAAAAUAAUUAAUGAACGUAUUUCAGUCGUAUGCUAAUAACGCUAGCCUUAGGAUUUUCGUGCCUAAUAACCCAAGUCUUUAUGCAAUAUACCUCAUUCUGAGUGGAACUGUUUUGAUUAAUGCUGGCGAACUGUAAAUUGUAAUAGUGUUCUCUUUUUCUAAUAUAGCGGAAUUUUGGGUUUCGUUAUAGAGAACAAUGAUAAUUAUUAACUAUAAACUGCUAUAAAUUUCUAUUUCACAAUAAUAUGAUUUUUCUGAUUAUGGAAAUGCAUGGAAGCCCUCAUGCUUUGUGGUGUAUUUUGGUACAUCUUACAGUAUGACCAUUCUUUUGAUAAUAUAUUAUUAUAAGAAAUAUAAUUGAAACUAAAGUCAGGAGAGAGUAGCAACGCAACACAAGGAGUCUCUCUUGCCCUUUGGUGGCCUCAAAAACUCGUCAUUCCACCUCAUAAAUUCAUAGGUGUUGCUUGCAUUUUUAAAACGCUCCUAUGUUUAACUGCGAUUAGCGGUUUUUUUUUUUUAAAUAGACUGUAUUGCGUUAAUUUAUUUAAUUGCAAUUGCCUAAAGCUUGCGUACGGUCUUCUUCGUUUGAUGUGUAUUGCACGUGCUCAUAUGUAUGGCUGCAUCCGCAUUCUAAAAGCGUGAAUAGUAUUUUUACAUCUUUCAACUUCCUAAGAGAUUGUGACAAAAUAACAUUCCGGACUUUAAAGCCCCGCAACAGGAAGCACAACGGCCUUUACAGCACACAUGAAACUGAGACCAUAUGUCAACUCUUUUGAGAGAAAAUUAGUAAGUGAAAUUUGAAAUUAAAUUCAGUUAGUCAUAGUUUUAUUUGGUUAAAAAAUUGUGGUCAGUCAGCUGCUGGUCGUGAAUUCAGUCCGCAUGCAGUUUGAAUUUGAGACCACUUCACUACUUAGCGGUCGCAGCAGGUAACUGUUGUAAAACUCCCCAUUUCUAUUAUUUAAGGCGUGAGGAAGAUUUAAUUUUUUACUUUGAUUCUACUUAUUUUUUUAUAUUUUAUUUCAUCAAUUUUUAUUUAUUAUAAUUUCUUAGUGCAAUCGGAGCCUCUGUAAAGUACAGACGAAGACAUUUAAGGCUCUCCGCGUAGCACAGAUUCCGAACCCGCUGUUUAGGUAGAAGUAGUAGUAGAUUUUUGGAGCAAAAUCUUGCAGAUUAUAUGCGUGGAACACAUGUCUGGCACUUUCCAACACACUAAGUAAAAGCACAUUUGUCAGAUAAAUACAUGCUUAAAACAACAGCAAAAAAUCAUAGGAACUGCUAAGAUUAUAAAUGCUGAGAUGAAACAUUUUAAUAAACUAACAUAAUGAUAUAUAAAAAAUGAAGUAAAAUUAGUAACAUGAUAUUCAUUAACAAAUAUAUGUUAUUAAAAUAACCGUACAACAUGAAAAUAAGAUUAAAUUACGUAACAGAAACCGCUGUGUAGGAAUAGUGAUGUAAUUUUGCUGCUACAGUCUGUCUCAUUGCAAUUCCCUCUGGCUGGAAUUACGUUUUCUCUCAAAAACUGAAAAAUAAUUGAGCAAGAUUUGGUUGAAUUUAUACAUUGCAAUUAGUAAGAAGAACCUCCAAAGUUUCAGUAUGUGAUGUUACGUCAUUUGUGAUAAGAUCGCUCGAACUGCGAUCUCUUAACAAUCAACAAAAUGAAGUCUUUGUGGCCUGCACGUGCUGCCAUCUAUUGGCUAUAAAGUGAAACAGCGAAUUUAUUUCCAGGAAAGUGGAUAUAAAGUAAGAUGAAUACACGGAAAUUUCAAUUAAUAUUAGAAGCAUAAAUCCGUUACAUUUUAUUGUUAGAUCAAAAUAGAAAUCAUUUGUUUGAAUCUAGUACUGAUGCUUUAGAUUUCGACUUGGGUGUUUUUACAUGCCUCCUAAAGAAACUUGUUUCAUCCUGCUAGCAUACUGCUGCCAAGGCAGUAAGGAAUAUAUUCUAUCUAUCGUAGCUUUAUCAAAUGACUGUAACAGCGUAUACGAUUCAUAAAUUCAGAAUCAUGAUUGCUAAAAUCAGUACUGAAUCUUUGACUGAUGCAUCAACUUCAAGUAGAACUGAAUUCCAGAUGAUGUAUUGCUUAUAAUUCACCGCAUUUGUUCUGGAAUACCUACACCCGAAGGAAAUAAAACGAACUCUUCGCAAGAAAAGACGAUCCACGGUUUCUGACGAUUUUAUGCGUUUAUGCAACCUUAGAGCAGCUGUUUCCAAACUGUGCCCCGCGGAGUUCUCCGCGGCUGCUCCAGGAAAAUAAAAUAAAUAAAAACUAUACUUGAUAUUAAAGAUUUAGAAAUAGAAAAUAAAAUCAAAAUGGAAAAAAGAAACUAGAAAUUAUACUCUGAACGGGAAUUUGCAAAACACAAUUUCUCAUUUCCUCUAGCAGCCAAUCCGUCGUUUAGUAGAUGCACGAUGUUAUCUCGUUGUUUAUAACGUGAAACACAUAAAAACAAACGUUUUGAAUGCCAUAACACUUUCUCCAUCGUCUCGUUGGAAUCGUAAGUCGUUGAAAUCAUCAGUUGCACGACUGUUGCGACCGCCUUAAUCUGUAUAAUAGUUAGCUGUACAAGUCUACCGCAUCACAUUAGGCCUAGGUUAGAAUCCUGGACAGUUGUGGAUGCUUUUAAGUGUGUAGUGUCUGUACAGCAUGAAGGCACUUAAAUACUGGUCAGCCGAAAGUCCUGUCGAGUGGUUUGGUGGGUGAAAAAGAAGGGUGCGUAAGUCUGGGACCAUUCCCUGGUGUGAUUUCGUUCAUUACUCGGGUGGAACUUUACCGGUAUAACGACUAAUGGUGCAAUUUUAAGUGACUCACCCAUUUUUACUUACACCUGUUGCCUGUUGCGCUAGAAUUCGAAGUCUUUUGUAAGAUAAUAUUUGAUCUGAUUUAUAUUUCUUUUAUUUCGACUAAUUUGACAUUUUCUCAUGGAUAAAUCAAAUAUAAGAUGUAUAUUUUAACAAAUAUUUAACAUUUUGUACACAAUAAUAAAAUGUUUGAAUUAUAGUGUA
Molecule: messenger RNA, 5660 nt
Organism: Stegodyphus dumicola
Lineage: Eukaryota; Metazoa; Arthropoda; Arachnida; Araneae; Eresidae
Product: putative cytochrome P450 49a1
Molecular function (GO): monooxygenase activity; iron ion binding; oxidoreductase activity, acting on paired donors, with incorporation or reduction of molecular oxygen
Source: RefSeq, a predicted model, not a curated record